AGUUUAUAGACUGGCCAAUGUUUAUUGUUAUAAAAUAAAUGUUAAAAAUAAACAAUUAAUCACUUAAUAUAAACAAAAACUAGUGCAAACAGCAAGUGCGUUGUAAAAACGACCCCUGCCCUACGAAUUUCCUUAUUGCGGGCAUAAAAGCCCAACAACAACAACGACACCAGCAGCAGCAACAACAAUAAGUAGGAGAUUCAGAUUCGCAACGCAAUCAAAACGAAAUAAAAAAAAGGAAAAAAACUACAAGGCGAAACGCAUAAAUAACUAGGGGAACAAAUAAUAGUAAUAAUAAGACUAAAAGCAAGUGGAAAAGUACGAAAGCAAAAAGAGAAAACAUAUGUACGUUGCGUGAGAGUGACGUGUGUGUGUGUGUGAGCGAAAGAGAAAGAGCGAGAGGGGAGGCGAGGCGAGCAAAAACAAAAACAACAUCACAGCAUAAGCGAGACCUUGAAAACUUUAAAAGCAGCAAAAAAAACAACAAAACAGCCAAAAAUAAGAAACUAACAGCUGAAAAAGUAAUAAAAAAAAAUAGUUUACCCGACAAAAAUUCCAUAUAACAUUUCUAGAAGUGCGGAGCGUAUACUCUGUUAUGGAGAGUGACGAUUUUCAUUUACCGCAAGGCGCCAAUUAAAGGGGAAAAUCCAUAAACCGAGGAUUACAAGUGGAUAACAAGGACGCAGAAACGCCAGAAAAAGUCUGAAAAGUCCAAAAUGGCAGCAGCAGAGGCGGGCAACACGGGCACGACAGGAUCAGCUGGCUCCACAGGAUCGGGAUCGGGAACUGGAAGCUCCUCAGAUCCAGCGAAUGGACGGGAGGCCCGCAAUCUUGCCGAGAAACAGCGACGGGAUAAGCUUAAUGCCAGCAUCCAGGAGCUGGCCACCAUGGUACCACAUGCAGCCGAAUCCUCCCGUCGCCUGGACAAAACCGCCGUCCUCAGAUUCGCCACCCAUGGGUUGAGACUUCAGUAUGUCUUUGGCAAAUCCGCCUCCAGGCGUCGCAGGAAACCCGGCCUUAAGGGAUCGGACAUGUCCGCGUCACCUGUCGGAGAUCUACCCAAUCCCAGUCUGCAUCUAACGGACACUCUAAUGCAACUGCUGGAUUGCUGUUUCAUCACGCUAACCUGCAGUGGCCAAAUCGUUCUGGUCUCCACCAGCGUGGAGCAACUAUUGGGCCACUGUCAGUCUGAUUUGUAUGGCCAGAAUCUGCUGCAAAUCACUCAUCCCGAGGAUCAGGACCUUUUGAGGCAACAGCUAAUACCCAGGGAUAUAGAGACCCUGUUCUAUCAGCAUCAGCACCAGCAGCCGGGUCACAAUUCCCAGCAGCACUCCACUUCUACAUCGGCCUCAGCUUCGGGCAGUGAUCUGGAGGAGGAGGAAAUGGAGUCGGAAGAGCACCGUCUGGGGCGGCAGCAGGGAGAGGUGGACGAAGACGAGGAUCACCCCUACAACCGACGCACACCCAGCCCGCGGAGAAUUGCCCAUUUGGCGACCAUUGAUGAACGGCUACGCAUGGAUCGCCGCUGCUUUACCGUCCGUUUGGCUAGGGCUUCUACGCGAGCGGAGGCCACUCGCCAUUACGAGCGGGUAAAGAUCGACGGCUGCUUUCGACGCAGUGAUUCCUCCCUGACCGGAGGUGCCGCUGCCAACUAUCCGAUUGUUUCCCAGCUGAUACGGCGCUCCAGAAACAAUAAUAUGCUGGCUGCUGCUGCAGCGGUGGCAGCAGAAGCGGCGACGGUGCCGCCCCAGCACGAUGCCAUUGCCCAGGCGGCACUGCACGGAAUCAGUGGCAACGAUAUUGUCCUGGUGGCCAUGGCCAGGGUGCUGAGAGAGGAACGGCCGCCUGAGGAGACGGAGGGAACCGUGGGCUUGACCAUCUACAGACAGCCAGAACCCUAUCAAUUGGAGUACCAUACGAGGCAUCUAAUCGACGGCAGCAUCAUCGACUGUGAUCAAAGGAUUGGUUUGGUGGCGGGCUAUAUGAAGGAUGAGGUGCGCAACCUUAGUCCCUUCUGCUUCAUGCACCUGGACGACGUUCGCUGGGUGAUUGUGGCCCUUCGACAAAUGUACGAUUGCAACAGUGACUAUGGCGAGAGCUGCUACCGUCUACUGUCCCGCAACGGGCGCUUCAUCUACUUGCACACCAAGGGCUUUCUGGAGGUCGACCGUGGCAGCAACAAGGUGCAUUCCUUUCUGUGCGUCAACACGCUGCUCGAUGAGGAGGCGGGCCGGCAAAAGGUGCAAGAGAUGAAGGAGAAAUUCUCGACAAUCAUCAAGACGGAUAUGCCCACGAAGAGCAGCAGUCCCGAUUUGCCCGCCUCCCAGGCACCGCAGCAACUGGAGAGGAUUGUGCUCUAUCUAAUAGAGAACCUACAGAAGAGUGUGGAUUCGGCGGAGACGGUUGGGGGACAGGGCACGGAAAGCCUAAUGGACGAUGGCUACAGUUCGCCAGCAAAUACGUUAACCCUCGAAGAGUUAGCUCCCUCGCCCACGCCCACCUUGGCCUUGGUGCCGCCGGCUCCGUCUUUGGUCAAGAACUCCAUCUCCAAGUCGGUGAGUGUGGUCAAUGUGACGGCGGCCAGAAAGUUUCAGCAGGAGCAUCAGAAGCAGCGUGAACGAGAUCGGGAGCAGCUUAAGGAGCGCACUAACUCCACGCAGGGCGUGAUCCGCCAAUUGAGCAGCUGCCUAAGCGAAGCGGAAACAGCAUCCUGCACCCUAUCACCAGCCAGUAGUUUGAGUGCCGGCGAAGCACCGGACACGCCCGAUCCGCACAGCAACACGUCACCGCCACCAUCGCUCCAUACACGACCCAGUGUCCUGCAUCGAACCUUGACCAGCACGCUGCGAUGACGGGCUGACGGAACCUGGUUUGCCUUCUAAUUGGGUGUGGAAUGGAUGGACGUCAUUGGUAGCUCACAUGGCUCACAUACAACUUAGUGUCGGUAAUAUAAUCCUAGCCAAUUACAAAGUGAAAACCCAAAAUGUAUCAGGAAAACGGGCAUUAAUCAGAUAGUUUGAAAAUGUAGCCAAAAAACUAAAAACGAUGUGUUGAAUGUUUUGCCAGAAGAACAUGGGUUGAAGAACCUUUUUCGUAUUCACAUUUCCAAGCUUUGAGCAAUCAGACAUUUUAUUUUCAGUAUAUGAGUUGUCUUAUAAAAGCAAUUAACAAACCAGAACUCGUAAUCAAGCAAUUCUGUAAUUUAAUAUGGGAUUUUCCGCGAUUUUUGCUUUCUACGUACUUUUCAACUUGUUCCAAACGCAUUAUUCAUUAUACAGCGAACAUAUCUAUAGGGUUUCCGUAUUAUAAACAAAAUUUACGUGGUUUCAUUUGAGUUUAAAAAUAACCAUGGCUAUAUGAUGAACAUGCAAUAUAAGCUCGCAUUUAUUUUGAUAUGAUGAUAUUAUGGCAGUAAUAAUGAUCUGAUCACGAUAAACGUUUUUCUCAAAACACAAGCGAUACAUUUUGGGUAUAUGGCUAUUACUGUUUCUGUGUGUGAUUUCGGUAUAAAAAAGUAGUUUGAUUACAUGUUAUAUUGAAUGGCGAUCGGUGUGUGCUGCUAAAUGCGUUCCAUUAUCAAUAAUCUUCGUUAUGUAAUUACGUUUAAUUUGUAAAUAUGUGUGAGUGCGCGCGAGUGUGUGAGUAAGUAAGCAUGGGUAUGAAUGAAUAUUAGAUCAGUGCUCGGAUUUGGUUUUAGUUGAAAUUUAAGCCCCAUUUCCCAAUUUCCCAGUUAUCACCUUCCGCCCCAAACACCAGUGUAAAAAGAGUACAAAAAAAAAUAGAAAACAAACAAACAAGAAAAUAUAUUUAUUUCGCCCUAAGUCUAGAACGUGCUAAAACAACUCAUUAAUAGUUAAACGGAUGUUGCAAUCGAUGGAAAUUAAACGUUCGAUUUUAGUUUUGCCAUCUCACUCGAAGAAAGAGAACGGACUACACACAGUCAAACUUCUCCAAGUCAAAUUUUUAGAAUUCUGAAUUGGACAUUUUAUUAGCUUGUAAUUUUUUUUUUUUAAUCUUAACAAAUCUUUUAUAUCCCUAUGCAAAGAACACUUUCACGCGCAGCUAUAUUUUAAAACAUUAUAUAUUAUUGGGAACAUUACAAAGAAUAUAGAGAACGAAAUUAGAAACUAGGAAUGCCAAAAUGUAUAUUUUAAAGUAUGCAACCAACUACACCAUAUCUAUACCCUCAUAAAAGUUUGUUCAAAAAAAGUGCGUCACUGAUAAAAAAUCCAAUAAUCACUUAAAUUAUCCAAGUAACACGUCUAUAAUGUCUGCCGGAAGAAAUACGAUAAAUUUGUUGUUUAGGUUCGUAUUAGCGAAGUUUGGCUGUAGUUCAAUACUCACAGAAAGGGAGCGAGACAUAUUCCCAUCUCGCUCCGGCGUGUUAUCAAAGCCUUUGCCAUUGUCCUUGGCGUUGCGUUCUUAUCACCGGCGUAUCAGAGGGAAUAUAUGAUUUUUUUUCGGGCAAGUGGUUCUAGUGGUAAAUAUAAGGCGGUGGGUGGUUUCGGGGGGUUGAGGGCAUGGCGGAUGGUGAAGGGCGUAGUGGAGAGGGGGGGACACGUUUCGUUAUUUUUUUGUUUUAUAGCGAAAUUCAUCUAGCUAUAAACGUAUGCAUAUAUACUAUUAACUUAUCGUUUAGCUCAAUUUUUUGUUUGUCUUUCUAAUUAUUACUCGGUUUGUCUAGUGUGUAAUUUAAUUAAAAGUCCAAUGCUAAUUCCCCAGCGAACCGUUCAGUGUUUGUUCAUACGAGUUGUGCUCUUUAAACACUUUUGGCUUAUCCUUUCAUUUAAUUUUUGUUUGUUUUUCUUGCGUUGUUAUAUGUACAAAUAAAAAUAAAAGUUUGAAUUGUUUUUUUUUUAGCAAUUUAGGUUUAAGUGUAAUGUCAAAUGUCAAGAGGUAUACUCUGCAUAAGAAUAAUAAUGUGUAAUGUCAUUUUUAGAACUUGCUAAUCGUUAGCAAUUAAAAAAUAGCCUGUAAUUAACAAUAAUUAAUUAUAAUAACCAGUAACAGUUCAUGAAGAUGAAACUUUAAUAAAUAAUAAAUUAUAUAAAUGAAAA
Messenger RNA from Drosophila teissieri, 5057 nucleotides. RefSeq lists its product as uncharacterized. Gene Ontology annotation, molecular function: RNA polymerase II cis-regulatory region sequence-specific DNA binding; protein dimerization activity; DNA-binding transcription factor activity, RNA polymerase II-specific. Bases 717 to 2852 code for a protein of 711 amino acids. Lineage: Eukaryota; Metazoa; Arthropoda; Insecta; Diptera; Drosophilidae. Gene Ontology annotation, biological process: regulation of transcription by RNA polymerase II. Gene Ontology annotation, cellular component: aryl hydrocarbon receptor complex; nucleus. The record is from RefSeq and is a predicted model, not a curated record. The transcript has 2 exons.